CGACGACGAAGAGUAGCAGCAGCAGCAGUAGACGACAAUGCCGAGCGACAGGGACGGGGGCCGGGACAGGGCGCGGGAAAGCGACCGGGAGAGUGAAUACCGAAGACGAGGGGGCAGUUCCAGCCGGCAUGACGAAGACGAAGGGCGGCGUAAACGGUAUGAGCCAGGGUCGCGCAACUAUGACGCUCCUCGUCGCCGCUCGCGCUCGCCACGCAACUUCGAAGCAGACCGCGCGCGCGAGCGCGAAGCCUACUACGCGCGACAUAACAGCUCCUCGCCACCGCCUCGCCGCCACCGGUCCAACGGUCGGUCCGAGGAUAGAAAGGAGAGUGAGGGGCAGGAGGACCAAGGCGGCGAGGCAGAUGCAGGCCCAUCGUCUGCGCCGGACUUUUCCUCUUCUGGCUUGCUCGCGGCCGAGUCAAACAGCAAGGCCGGCGUCGCGCUCAAGUAUCACGAGCCGCCAGAUGCGCGCAAGCCGCGGCGCAAGUGGCGCCUCUACGUCUUCAAGCACGGCCGCGAAGUCGACGUCCUGCACAUCUCUCGCCAGUCGGCCUACCUCUUUGGCCGCGACCACACCGUCGCCGACGUGCCCAUCGACCAUCCCAGCGCAUCCAAGCAGCACGCCGUGAUUCAGUACCGCAACAUCAUCGAGCGCAACGAGUUUGGCGACGAGAAGCGCACCAUCAAGCCCUUUCUCAUCGACCUCGACUCAGCAAACGGCUGCACGGUAAACGGAACAGAAGUGCCUGCGUCGAGGUAUUACGAGCUGCGAAACGGAGACACGAUGCGCAUCGGCGCAAGCUCGAGAGAGUACGUGCUCCUUGCUGAAGACUGACAGCGGAUGUCUCUCCGUUCAGGCAUCCAAUCCUCAAAUUCCAUUCCUGUAUUUGUAGCUACAACAAGCAAUCUCCCCAGUCAAUUCAAGUCUGCAAACAUAGUGG
This is a messenger RNA of Acaromyces ingoldii, 941 nucleotides long. RefSeq names its product SMAD/FHA domain-containing protein. Bases 38 to 835 code for a protein of 265 amino acids. Gene Ontology annotation, cellular component: nucleus. Gene Ontology annotation, molecular function: mRNA binding; protein binding. The transcript has a single exon. The record is from RefSeq and is a predicted model, not a curated record. Gene Ontology annotation, biological process: mRNA splicing, via spliceosome; maintenance of RNA location. Lineage: Eukaryota; Fungi; Basidiomycota; Exobasidiomycetes; Exobasidiales; Cryptobasidiaceae.